Messenger RNA from Rhizophagus irregularis DAOM 181602=DAOM 197198, 1752 nucleotides. RefSeq lists its product as uncharacterized. NCBI's taxonomy places the organism in Eukaryota, Fungi, Glomeromycota, Glomeromycetes, Glomerales, Glomeraceae. Gene Ontology annotation, cellular component: nucleus. Gene Ontology annotation, molecular function: phosphatase activity. Gene Ontology annotation, biological process: DNA damage response. The record is from RefSeq and is a predicted model, not a curated record.
GUGAUAUACAUAUUUUACCAUGUAUUCUAACCUUUUUUCGCUGUUACUGAUCCUGUAACGGGUCGCCUAUUAUAAAAGUUACUACUUUAAAAUGAUUAAAUAGUUAAAAAACAGAGAAAGCGGACAUUUCACUUUUGUCACAUUUCAUUUAUCUUAUUGUCCCCUCUAACCUUAAUUUUUUUUAUCAGAAUCUAAUCGCAUAAUUAUCACAUGUAACAUAACUCGAUUUUUUCUAAAAACUUUAUGACUUCACCAAUAACUCCGGCAAAUCCUCCUCGUCCAGCUCUUAAAGCCACAGACGAAAAAAGUUUUGCUUUUACAAGUACAACUUAUAGGUGGCCAAUUAUUAUUACAAAAGCUAUUGACGAUAUCUACAAAACCCGUCAUGAUAUUGAUACUUCAAAAGAACCCGAAAAAGCGAAAGAAGGGAAAGAUAUCAUGGAUUCUAUAGCUUUAUUAAAAUACGAAAUGCAACGAAAGAGGCAAUUAACACCAAUCGAAGAUGAUGGGGAACCAGAUAUUAAUACAUAUAAUGAAGUGUUUACUAGAUAUUUCAAAGAAGAAAAUUGGUAUUCAGCUUCAUGGCUUUUCACUGAAUGUUAUUUAUAUCGUAGGAUUCGUUCCAUAUUGGCAAAAACUAAGUAUUGGCGUAAUUAUGAUCCUUUUUUUCGACAAAAGGAAGAAAUAAUUAAAGCAUCUUUUGCAGCUAUAAUUGAGCUUGCAAAACGUAUUGAUGAAUUAAUUUCUAAUCAAAAUCAUGACAAAAAGAUAUUAUUUCAUGAAUUAGCUCAAAUAAGCUUAUGGGGAAAUGCUACUGAUUUAUCAUUAUUAACUAAUCUAAAUUAUAAUGAUAUAAAUAAAUUACAAAGUAUCGAUGCUAAAGCAUUGGAACAAUCAGAAAAUAAAAUUUUAGUGAAUGAUUUGGAAAAAUUAUGGAAUAAGCUCUCUCAUUAUCAACAAAAGAGAAUUGAUUUUGUUCUUGACAAUGCUGGAUUUGAAUUAUACGGAGAUUUGAUAUUUGCUGAUUGGUUAAUUCAAGUUGGUUAUGCAUCCGAAAUUUACUUGCAUAUCAAAGCAAUUCCAUGGUUUGUUUCAGAUACAACGUCAAAUGAUUUUAAUUUGUUACUUAGUUCAUUAAAAAAUGGUUCUUUAUCUGCAUCCUCCGAUGAAAAGAUAUAUCUUGAAAAAUUAGCAAAAAGAUGGCAAGAAUAUAUUGAAAAUAAUAAAUGGAUUCUUAAAUCAGAUUAUUUCUGGACAUCUCCUUAUUCUUAUUGGCAUCUUAAAGAACAAGCGCCUGAAUUAUUUACUGAUAUUUCCAAAUCUUCAUUAGUAAUUUUUAAGGGUGAUUUAAAUUACCGUAAAUUAGUUUAUGAUUGUAAAUGGCCAACUACCACUCCAUUCAAAGAAGCGAUUGGACUUUUUGCUACUGAAAAAUCUGCUCCGCCUAUUUUAGCACUUCGUACUAGUAAAGCGGAUGUUAUUGUCGGGUUACCCGAAGGAAUUGAAGAAAGGUUAUCCGCUUUAGAAGCAGAUUGGAUGUAUUCUGGAAAAUACGCAGUUAUUCAAUUUAAUGAAGGAAAUCAAUAAAUAUAAAUAGUAUAAGACUAUAAGUUUAACUUCUUUGUUAAUAAAAAGAAUAGAAUCCGAUUACUAUUUACAUAUACAAUUUGCAUUAUUUUAUAAUGUUUCGGAAAAAUUACGUAAAAAUAACCUGUUUGCAAGUUAUACUUUUAAAUAAAUUUUUUUUUUUAU